Achroia grisella is the source of this 3560-nucleotide messenger RNA. Its product is annotated as kelch-like protein 5. NCBI's taxonomy places the organism in Eukaryota, Metazoa, Arthropoda, Insecta, Lepidoptera, Pyralidae. The transcript is spliced from 10 exons. The record is from RefSeq and is a predicted model, not a curated record. Gene Ontology annotation, molecular function: protein binding. Bases 96 to 1925 code for a protein of 609 amino acids.
UGAUAUUCUUUGUUGUACUAACUUUUUAUUUACUUAUUAUAAUCACCAAUUUUUCUUUGAAGGUACCUUAAUUAUUUAUUGUACUUAUUGACAUCAUGUCUGGUUGUGAUUCGAAGAAACCUGAAUGUUCGAAAGACAAUAUUUCUACAACGUCUAUUGAUGAGGGACUGCCACGAGAACUCAGCCAGUUAAGUCUGUCCAGUGCCUCCAGCCAGGAUGAAUGUUAUUGUGAUAAAGGACAUUCUGAUAAUACUCUCAAAAAUAUCUAUCAGUAUUUUCAGGCUCAGAAGUUAUGUGACGUAGCUCUCAUUGCCGGGGGUUGCAGGAUUCCAGCUCACAAAGUAAUGUUGGCAUCCUGUAGUGAAUACUUUGCAGCUAUGUUUACUGGUUCAUUAAGAGAAGCCCAACUAACAGAAAUAACUUUAGAGAGAGUUGAUUCACAGGCACUACAAGCUCUUGUUCGCUACUGUUACACAGGAACUAUAGAUCUAAGAGAGGAAACUGUGGAAGUGCUUCUGUCAACAGCAAGCUUACUACAAUUAAAUUCUGUAACAGAUGCAUGUUGUGCAUUUUUAAAUAAACAACUUGAUCCAUGUAACUGUUUAGGUAUUGCACUGUUUGCUGAACAACAGUCUUGUAUGAACUUACACAAAAGUGCUUUAGAAUACACAUAUCAACAUUAUAUGCAGGUGGUGAAACACCAAGAGUUUUUGUCUUUACAAGCUGACCAGUUAGCUAGCCUACUGAAAUCAGAUGAUCUCAACGUUGUUACUGAAGAAAAUGUAUUUGAAAGUCUGAUGACAUGGGUGCAACAUGAUAGCUCUAAUAGGGAGGCAAAUUUGCCAUCCCUGCUGACUCUGAUUAAAUUACCGUUAUUGUCGUCUGAGUAUCUUAUCGACAAAGUGGAAUUAGCAUGUGGUAAUGUACCUGAGUGUCAACCCUUACUCAUGGAAGCAGUAAAAUGGCAUUUAUUGCCUGAACGCAGAUCUUUUCUAUUGUCACACCGAACCAGGCCUCGGACGUCAACUAUAGGGCGGCUAUUAGCUGUUGGAGGUAUGGAUGGAUAUAAGGGUGCUAGUAAUAUGGAAAUGUAUGACCCGAGGACUGACACAUGGACUCCAUUUAUGAGAAUGGGUGCUAGAAGGCUGCAGUUUGGUGUUGCAGUAAUGCAAAAUAAGUUAAUUGUAGUUGGUGGCAGAGAUGGACUUAAAACAUUAAAUACGGUGGAGUGCUUCGAUUUAACUUCACUAAGCUGGAGUACCUUAGCGCCAAUGAACACUCACCGACACGGUUUGGGCGUAGCUGUUUUAGGCGAAGGGCCCAACUCACCCGUAUACGCAGUUGGAGGUCACGAUGGAUGGAUUUAUUUAAAUUCGGUCGAGCGGUGGGACGCGUGCUCGCGGUCGUGGGCGGUGGUGGCGCCGAUGGCGGGCGCGCGCAGCACGUGCGGCGUGGCGGCGCUGCGCGGGCGGCUGGUGGCCGUGGGCGGCCGCGACGGCGGCGCCUGCCUCCGCUCCGUCGAGAGCUACGACCCCGCCACCGACCGCUGGACCAACUGCGCGCCCAUGACGCGCCGCCGCGGCGGCGUUAGCGUAUGCGCGGCUGGUGGUUACUUGUACGCACUGGGCGGUCACGAGGCACCCGCGAACACUGUCGGCGGCCGCCUCGCCUGCGUGGAGCGGUACGACCCCGUCGCCGACUCGUGGGUGCUGCUCGCUCGCCUUUCUUACGGCAGAGAUGCUAUAGGAUCCUGUCUGCUCGGAGAUCGAAUUGUUGCUGUCGGUGGAUAUGAUGGGGUCCAGUAUCUGUGUGUAGUGGAAAUGUACGAUUCAGAAGCUAACUGUUGGCGAAAGUUGGCGCCGCUGACGACUGGACGCGCUGGCGCAGCUGUCGUCUCUGUGCCUCCACCCAGGAACCUAUUCUGAUAUUGUAAACAUCAACUGUUCAGCUAUUUCAUUAUCUAAACUCAUACAUAAGUAUGAUAUUUUUAAGUACGCCGAAAUUAGCUUAUCCCUUUGUAUUCCUUAAAAUAUCAAAUAAAACAUAAAUUGAAUGCUAUGUGAAAUGCUAUGUGAAUACAUAUAGCAUCACAAUCUAUUGAUAAAGAUAUUAAUUGGCAUAGGAUAAUUCAAUCGGAUGACGAUAAUAAUAAUAUACGAAGCAUAAUUAAUUAUACCUAUAUAUCUGUAUAUAAUCACGAGAUUAAAAAAUCAGACUGGUUGCCGAUCGUUACAUUGAUUUAUUCCUUAGCUUUUUGAUUUGACCUUCAUUUGAUUCCAUCCAAGGGCCAAUUGGUAAAAUUUAUAUUUUAUUUGAUAUUUUAAGGAAAAUAUUAGUUUAUUAUAAUUUUGACUGAAAUCUGCAUAUGAGAUAUUUAUAGAAAUGUAAACAAUCUUCUAAACUGUAAAAAAUUAUGCAUAGUGACAACUCUGAAAGAGGAAAAUUACCGGCAAAAAUAUAACAAAAAAAAUGUCAUAUUGCGUAUUAACUUUAUUUAAAAGCAAUUUGACCUCAUAUUAUCAUUAGCUAAUAGCAGUUUAUAAAAAGUUCAACACCACUAUCUCAAAACAAUUCUUCAUAUGUAGUAAUGUAAUAUGUAAUGUUCUUACUGAAGAAUAUAUUAUCUGACAAAGUAUAUUUUACACAUAUUGUCAAGAACUGUGAACUGCCAAGUUUACUUUUAAGUAUUGAAAAUUGAUCUCAAUAUUAAUUAUAAAUUAUUCACAAAUGUCAUUCUGACUGACUGAGAACUUAUCUAGCAAUUGUAGUCAAAUCACGACCUAUCAGAGAUUUCUGGAUUAUGUCUACCAGUGAAUUCUUAUACUUAUAGUGAUUGACUUAGAUUUAACGAUGGCGUCACAUAAGUGGCUGAAUAUUAAUCUAUAAUUUUAUGCAAAGUAAAGAAACUUAAAUGGUAUUAUUGGUUACUCAAGUAGCAUAUGUUUAGUGAGAAAUACUGUCCCCUUUGAAUAUUAAUUGUAUUUAAAUAUAGUGACAUCUUAUGUGAUAAUCUGCAUGUAAGCUUAUAAUUCUCUUAUACCUAUCAAUAAAUAUUAGAAUAUCUAUAUGUAGUUACUCUAUUAAAUUUGGGAUUCCCUGUUCCCGUGGUGUGUAAAUUUGGUAAACGAAAAUUAUUUUUAUAAAUUGUUUGUUUAGUAAGAUUGUCAAUGAGACAUCCAGGCAUACGUACGUGACAAAUUAAAUGUUUUCGACUGUUUUAUGUGUAAAUAUCUAGGAGUGUAGUCAAGGACUAGCUGUGAUGUUAGACCUAGAAAAUCGAAAGAGAUAUUAAAAUUUAUAACGUAAGUACAUACUUACAGCAUUUUUUUAUGUAUUUAUUAAAUGUAAUUUGUCUUAAAAAAUUGUACCAGUGAAACUUUGAAAUACCUAUAUAGGUAUGUGCCUAUUAGAUUAUAUUUUAGAAUAUUUUAAUUUAUACUAGUAGGUGUCUAUUCUGAACUGAUAUCUCAUAUUUACAUUUAUUAUGCUAAUUUUAGAAAUGAGUGUCUUUGUAUUGUUACUUAACUAUCUAGAUGUAAUUGAGUGUGUAGCUUACUUUA